AAGCCACUGGCAUGGCCGAUGGCGGCUUCAGUAAAAAUUGCGCGAUAUUGCGUGAUUGUUUUUAGUUUUGUUUUGUAAUGAUGGCGAAAGGUGAUAAGGAUUUAGAAAAACCAAUUGUGAAGAACGAAUUAACUACUCCUGAAUCUCGAAGUACUGACAAUGAAGAUUCUGAAUCUAACCAAGAGCAACUUUUGGAUAUCGGCGAGCAUUAUCUAGUGAGGCGUGUCGAUGACUCAUGGCGGCCGGCUGAAAUUAUACAGACGCGGUACCAUGCGUCAGAGUCCUGCUAUGAAUAUUACGUACAUUAUGUGGGCUGCGAUCGAAGGCUUGAUGAAUGGGUUCCCCGCCACCGAAUUAUGUCCGAUAGAUUCGACGGUUGUGAGCAGUCCAGUAACAAUUCUGAUCAUUUGUUGACGGACAAGUCUGGUCGUAAAAUAACUCGCAAUCAGAAACGUAAACACGAUGAGAUCAAUCAUGUUCAAAAAACAUAUGCCGAGAUGGAUCCUACCACUGCAGCUCUCGAGAAAGAACAUGAAGCUAUAACAAAAGUAAAAUACAUUGAUAGGAUUCAGUUUGGCAAAUACGAAAUAGAUACAUGGUACUUCAGCCCUUACCCUGAAGAAUAUGGUAAACAAUCAAAAUUGUUUAUAUGUGAAUAUUGUUUAAAAUACAUGAGGCUAGAAAAAACAUUUAGGUUUCAUCUUGCUGACUGCCCUCAACGGCAACCACAAGGGACAGAAAUAUAUCGUAAAGGGACAAUAGCGAUUUUUGAGGCUGAUGGCAAAGAACAUAAGCUGUACUGUCAAAAUUUAUGUUUACUAGCAAAAUUAUUCUUGGACCACAAAACACUGUACUUUGAUAUAGAACAGUUUCUUUUUUAUACAUUAUGUGAAGUUGAUAAGGAUGGUGCCCACUUGGUUGGCUACUUUUCGAAAGAGAAGGACUCUCCAGAAGGAAACAAUGUUGCUUGUAUCCUUACACUUCCUCCCUUUCAAAGACAAGGCUAUGGCAAGCUGCUUAUUGCUUUCAGUUAUGAAUUAUCAAGGCUAGAAAAGGUAGUUGGUAGUCCUGAAAAACCUCUAUCUGACUUGGGUAAGCUAAGUUAUAGAUCAUAUUGGUCAUAUGUUAUUUUAGAAGUAUUAAGUGUAACUAGAGGCAUUUUAAGUAUAAAAGAUCUCAGUCUUAUGACAGGGAUUGCUCCAACUGACAUAAUAUCUACACUUCAAUCAAUGAAUAUGGUUAAAUAUUGGAAGGGACAACAUGUAGUGUGUGUCACACCUAAAAUGGUUUCAGAGCAGUUGGCUAGUUCUCAUUUCAAGAAGCCUCGCUUAACAAUAGACCCAACUGCAAUUAGGUGGACUCCACCUAUUAAACAAGGCCCGUCUGCUAAAGUGAAGAAAUAAAUAUAAUGAGUUUUGGAUUUUUAGUACAAAACAUUAGUCUAUUGUGGAAAAUUAAAUUUUCUACUAUUUUAUUAAUAUGGCAACCUAAAACACUCAUUUCAUUGUAGCUUUAUUACAAAAUAUUGGCAUUUUUCUGUUAUAUAAGAUUAAAUUAUGGAUUGAUUUUAUAUGUAUAAUAACUUAAAGAAGAAAAGUAUGUUUAAGCAAUAUCUGUUUAAAAAAUAGUUUGCCUUAUGUUUGUACAAUUCUUUUUAUUGUCAGUGAAAUGCUAUGAACAAUUUAGUUAACCGUAAGUUGUAGUAUAUUUUUAUAAGUUUCAAAAAUUUGUCACAACUGGGUAAUCAGUUCCACCAUUGUUAUACAGUCAAGGAAUAACUAAUUGUCUAAAAGUUAUUAAACUGUAUUUAACUGGUGAAAUAGUAGGUCCUAAGUGUCAGAUUGUUUAUGAAGAUCAUUUCAUUUUGUUAGAUUCUGUGAAUCAUUUGUUUCAUUGUGAUAAUUCUAGUUGUAAGUAAAAGUGACAAAAUAAAUUGUAACAAAAUA
Molecule: messenger RNA, 1946 nt
Organism: Pieris rapae (cabbage white)
Lineage: Eukaryota; Metazoa; Arthropoda; Insecta; Lepidoptera; Pieridae
Gene: MOF
Product: histone acetyltransferase KAT8
Exons: 1
Coding region: 78-1403 (441 amino acids)
Biological process (GO): regulation of DNA-templated transcription
Molecular function (GO): histone acetyltransferase activity
Source: RefSeq, a predicted model, not a curated record